Messenger RNA from Brassica napus (rape), 1755 nucleotides. RefSeq names its product WD repeat-containing protein 13-like. Gene Ontology annotation, molecular function: promoter-specific chromatin binding; protein binding. The record is from RefSeq and is a predicted model, not a curated record. Bases 75 to 1598 code for a protein of 507 amino acids. Gene Ontology annotation, cellular component: nucleus. The transcript has 12 exons. Lineage: Eukaryota; Viridiplantae; Streptophyta; Magnoliopsida; Brassicales; Brassicaceae.
AUAAAGCCAUGAGAGAUUAAAACGAACGAGCUACAAGAAAGUAUAGGGUUGUAUAUGUAAAUAACAAUUAAUUAAUGAUACGAAGCUAUCAAUCAGUUGGUUUUGUUUCUGAUGGUAAAUCUUCAUCUAUUUUCCGAAUGGAGAAGGAGACGAUCCUUGUAGAGAUCGGUGCUACCAUCAACGACAAAGAUGAAGAGAAGCCGAAGCGAUCAAAGGAUCUCGAGUUUCUGAGCUGUAUGAUGCAGCCGGCAACAGCCGAAUCAGAUCCACAGUACAUCGGAAUCCGCCGAAUUCUUCUCCACCGGAAGUCCGAAUCCGGCGCCAUCUCUCGUCGUUAUGAUUGGAGAUGCAAUGGUAAAGGAUAUGUUGCGUAUCGUAAUUUCAUAAGCAGACCUAGAAAAUGGGAGAAUCUGAGAACGCCAAGCCUCUUAAGUAGUCCAGGGAACAGUGGUCGAUGGUUACGUUCACCAGGUCCACUCUCCCAUCAAUUUGAAGCAGAGAGCUUCAGUUCUAGUAGAGAUUUACGGAGUGCUAAUCAGGUUUCGAGCCGGAGAUUGAGUUUUAGCUCGAGUUUCAGUGAUGGUGAUCAUUCCUUUCGCCGUGGUGGUGGUUUUGAACAUGCUUAUUCUUUCGUGGGAAUGCAUUGCAUCUUCGACCAAUGCAAAUCUUCUGUUACUGUUCUGAAGUUUGGCCAUAUGAGUUCUGACCUACUUGCAUAUGGAGCAUCAGAUGGGACCUUAACUGUUUGUAGUCUCUCGGAAGAGCCUUCUGUCCUCAAGCAGUUGACAGGCCACUCAAAAGAUGUCACAGAUUUUGACUUCUCGUCAAACAAUCAGUACAUUGCGUCUUCAUCACUUGAUAAGACAAUACGAGUAUGGGAGUUGUCAAGAGGUGUUUGUAUUAGAGUUAUAUAUGGAGUCUCUGCACAGUUUUGUAUACGUUUUCACCCUGUUAAUAACAAUUUCCUCUCUGCUGGAAAUGCAAACAAGGAAGUCUCGGUGUUCAAUUUCAGCACUGGGAGAACUAUUAAAACACUGUCGUUCGAUGGUGAGGUGACAGCUAUGGACCAUGACCACACUGGUCAAAUCAUUUUCUGUGGUGAUGGACAGGGAACUGUAUAUUCAGUGAGCAUGGACUCUCAUACAGGUUCAUUAUCCCGGUCUCAUCGCCAUCGUACUAAUCACAAAUCCCCGGUCACAACUGUGAAGUAUCGAAGCUUCUCCCUCCUGGCGUCAGGUCCUGUACUUCUCACAUGCACUCAGGAUGGAAACUUAUGUUUCUUCAGUGUUGCGCUUCAGAUAAAAGGCUACCUGACAUUGCGCUGCUCCCUCAAAUUGGCCCCGAGAAUACACAGAAUCCAAGCAUCGUUUUGCCCGCUUUUAUCCCUAGAAAAAGGAGAGUACAUAGUUGCCGGGAGCGAAGACUCGAAUGUCUACUUCUACGAUCUAACCAAACCGAAACACACAUGUGUAAACAAGCUACAGGGUCACAGGUUUCCAGUAAUGUGCGUCGCGUGGAACCAUGGAGAGAACUUGUUGGCCUCGUCUGAUUUCUACGGUGUUGUUAUUGUAUGGAAAAGAGCAAAGACAAGCUCAUGAGGUUUGUCUAUAAUCAUUAUAAACGAAUCCAAAUCCGCCAGUUUUGCCAGGAAAGGAUUUUGGUUUCUUGCUUCACCUUUGUAUCAUUAAUCUUAACCGUGUGAAUUUUGGUUUAUAAGUUCUAAUUGUGAAAACCUCGAAGAUGAUUCUUGAUUGA